Molecule: messenger RNA, 915 nt
Organism: Aspergillus bombycis
Lineage: Eukaryota; Fungi; Ascomycota; Eurotiomycetes; Eurotiales; Aspergillaceae
Product: endonuclease/exonuclease/phosphatase family protein
Exons: 1
Coding region: 1-915 (304 amino acids)
Molecular function (GO): 3'-5'-RNA exonuclease activity
Source: RefSeq, a predicted model, not a curated record
AUGAGAUCUUCUACAGAGCUCCCAUUCCGCAUCUUGACGAAUAACAUUCGUUAUGCGACGCAGUCACCAUUUAAGGGAGAGAAGCCAUGGGAAGAGCGCCGGCAACCCCUCCUAAAUCAGCUGCUGUAUAACACCCGCAACCAAGACGCUUUCAUCUGCCUACAAGAGGUCCUUCAUAACCAGCUCAUUAAUAUACACUCUGGACUGAACCGGAAACAUUCUACAGUCUCCACUAAAACUGAAGACAAUGCCUGGGCAUAUAUUGGCGUCGGGCGAGAUGAUGGCCAUGAAGCUGGCGAAUACUCACCUAUCUUCUACCGACCGUCGGUCUGGCAGCUCCGGCAUUGGGAAACAGUCUGGUUGUCUGAAACGCCGCAUGUCCCCUCGAAAAGCUGGGAUGCGGCGUCCAUCCGCAUCGUAACUAUUGGUGUUUUCACACAUCAUACAAGUCGUCAGACUAUUCUGGCGAUGAACACCCAUUUGGACGACCAAGGAUCCCGCUCUCGCUUUGAAGCAGCCCACAUUAUCCUUCGGAAGAUUGAUGAGUACCGGAAUGGAGAGUACAAAGAUGUCAUUUCCGCAGUAUUCCUGACGGGUGACUUGAACAGUGAAGAGGCACAAGAGGCCUAUUCGGUGUUAACAGGGAGUGAAUCCACUCUGGUUGACACAGCAAAAACGGUCGAUCCGGCGGAACACUACGGUAACCAUUUGACUUGGACGGGCUUCGGCUACGAGAAAGAAGACCCUUCUCGUAUCGAUUACGUCCUCGUAGGACCAGGGCCCGUGAAGGUCCUUAGCAACGGAGGCCAGCCAUGGAAGGUGGAGGGGUACUCCGUGUUGGCCAAUCGAUUUGACGAUGGUGUGUUUAACUCGGACCAUCGAGCGGUUGUUGUCGAUGUGCGAUUAUGCAGCUAG